GCUAAGCUCAGGGCUUGUCAGCGUUAGGUUGAAUAAUUCGAAUGUCCUUGAUCAAUGAAACUCAUUUCCCGACUGGCCGGUCUGAUCUCUCUGGCUCAUCAACGACGUCGAACGCAAAGUCUCGGCGGCCCAGGAACGGUUAUGCGCACAAACAUGCAGGCGACUGCGGAAGAUCACAGCUUCGCCAGCAGCUACAUGGAGCUUUGCAAGAAGCAGCGGCUCAGGCCACUGCCGAUGAUCUGCGUCACUUUGCCCUACUCGCUCGACUUUACGACCGACCGCGUUAAAAUGGACGACUGGAAGCCCAUCCUAAAUUCCCUGUCAUUCGAUCGUACGCUCAGAUCAAUAAGCGUGCGCAGCAAGUUCCAGUGCCGCAAAUGGCUGGACCAGGCCAACUCGGAGCCGAAGGCGCGCACGGUCGGCAAGGCCCCGGUCGUCUUGACGCGUUAUCUCCUCGAGUGGCUGUCCCAUAGCCUCGGCCAGUGUCUCCGAUACUCCUCGGCCCUUACGACCCUCGAGCUCGAAGGCGUGCCCAUGCCCGAGGACUGCCUCGUCGCCCUCUGCGUCGGCCUCAGCAACACCAAGUCCCUCCAGCAUCUUUCGCUUCAACGAUGCUACAUCGGCGACGCCGGCUGCGAGGUGAUCUGCAGGGCGAUCGCCGACAUCCCGAGCGUCAAGUGCCUCAAUCUCUCGCAGUGCGAUCUCGGUCCUGGGGCCGGGCCCGUGCUCGCCUCGGCCCUCUCCCGCCAAAAGCUCAACCUCUAUCACGACGCGUGGAAGGAGUCGCUGAGAUACCGCGAGCCCAAGCUCGAGAGCAUGCCGGGACUGCGCAGGCUCACGCUCAACGGCAACUACAAGCUCGGCAAUGAGGCCGCCAUCGGUAUCAUUGAGGCGAUCGGGGACAGCCUCUGGUUCAAGGCGUUGGAUCUCCAGCAGUGCGGCCUCAAUCACGAGAUAGCCAAGGUCGUGAUCGAUCUCCUCGAGCACAACAAGACCAUUGUUAUCGUGGACGUGCGACUGAACUCGGGCCUGCGCGAUGAGUCGCUCGGCGAGAUAAUGAAGCUCCUGGACCGGAAUAAUCUGCGCAGCGAGAACGAGUACAGAUGGCUGAGUAUCCCACAGAAGGAGAGAGGCGGCGUAAAGCGCGUCUCCUCGGCCACGAGUUUUCACAAGCAGAAGCAGCUGGAGCAGGAUAGCAGACCGGGGCCAAUGAGGUCGAAGAGCGCGAUGAUUAGGCAGGUGAAGAGGCCGAUCGCACCCAUCAUAUUCAGGAAGGCGCUCACGCCUGUGCCCCAGAUACUUAAGGGAAUGAAGUCGAAGUCGUUGCCGAUGUUCGAGAAGCAGCGCGUUUGUAGGCAGCCGAUGAAGCCGCUAGAGCGCACGCAGCCACGUCAGGUCGAAGCGGUGCCUAAGGUGUCCCUCCACUUGGAUCUUCUGGCGCAGAUCCGAUCGUUGGACGAGCCGGCCCAGAUGAAAGAGCCACCGAUUAAAGAAGUCGUGAUGAAGAGCGAGCCGAGUGUGGAGGACGCGGCCCACAGUGAGCAACGGGACCGGCAGCUCCAGGAGAUACUGGCCGAAUUGAUCGGGAUUAGAAAGGAGCGAGACGAGCUGGAGGAGGAGAUCCGACGUAAUAAUUUGCUGCUCGCGGAGGAGCGGGCGAGUCGGGAGUUCGCCGAACAGAAGCUCGAGUCGGUAAUGUGCGAUCUGACGGAGCUUAAGGAGACACUUCAGCAGCGCGACCGAGACACUCGGGGCUAUUUCCUUAUGAGCCAGAAGUCCAUGGACGAGAUAAGCUACACGUUCGGUAGGCUAAUGCGCAUGCUCGAGGCGACGUCUAGGAGGGCCGAGGACAGUCUCGAGGCCCUCGACCAGGAGGAGGACAACGUCGCGAGGGACGACAUCAGGCGCAGGUUCGCCCUCAUAAUUCGCAAGACCAAGUCGGAGAAUCUGAAGAAAGGAUACUUUGUUGACGAACACGCGGUGCUGUCGAGGCUGCAGAUGACGGCGAGAUACGGGAGAUCGGAGAGCAACAUUUGCACGACGAUCGAGCCUUUGGGGCCGAUGAUGCGGAUGGAGCGGCACAUCGGGGACACGACCGAGACGAUCAGGCUACCCGAGCUGAUGGCAAAUUAUCAAGGACAGCAAUUGAGUCACGCGCGAAUCGCGGGAAAUAGCAAAGAGCUGUCGGGCGAAAGGGCCAGAGCCAUUUUCGCGAGUAUUAUCCAGGGCGGCUCUCCCAUAAGCUUAAACGCCCACAUGUGAGAGGCGAUCAUAAAGCGGACGACGCGUCCUUCGACAAUCUAACCCAUAUGCCAAAUGAACGUGAUUUGGCUGACAAUUUUGUUUCUGUUUUUGUUUCUGAUUUGUUGCUUUCGAAGUACCUCGGCCUUUCGUGGAGGAUGGAAAAUUAUCUCAAAGGGCGG
Molecule: messenger RNA, 2423 nt
Organism: Ceratosolen solmsi marchali
Lineage: Eukaryota; Metazoa; Arthropoda; Insecta; Hymenoptera; Agaonidae
Product: centrosomal protein of 78 kDa
Exons: 4
Coding region: 55-2262 (735 amino acids)
Biological process (GO): cilium organization
Cellular component (GO): ciliary basal body; centrosome
Molecular function (GO): protein binding
Source: RefSeq, a predicted model, not a curated record